Diachasma alloeum is the source of this 1538-nucleotide messenger RNA. RefSeq names its product zinc finger BED domain-containing protein 1-like. The record is from RefSeq and is a predicted model, not a curated record. Bases 24 to 1298 code for a protein of 424 amino acids. The transcript is spliced from 2 exons. NCBI's taxonomy places the organism in Eukaryota, Metazoa, Arthropoda, Insecta, Hymenoptera, Braconidae.
CACAAUAAACAAACAAUAGAACAAUGCAUUCUGAGAAAGCAAACGGUGGAACCGGGAAUGCUGCUUUGAAGAAUGCACUUUUAUACAUGAUCAUCAAGGAUGAGAUGCCACUGUACAGUACGGAGAAAGAAGGAAUGAAAAAAUUCUUGAACCUCGUUGCUCCUCAUUACAAUGCACCAGGGAAGAACGCCAUCACUCAUUUCAUGGAGAUAAAAUACUCAGCUUUGAGAGAAAUUAUCAAGAACAAAUUGAAAAAAGCUGUCAGUUUGACAAUUACCACCGAUAUUUGGACAGAAACAAAGACGAACCGAGGAUUUCUCGGAUUUACGGUACACUAUUGGAAUGGGGAGAAGUCUGUAACCUAUAAUAUUGACACAAUGCUGUUGACGAAGAGGAGAACCGCCGAUUAUAUCUCGGAGAAAUUCGAUUCAUUCCUGAGGACCUGGGGGAUUGAGAAAGAGAGAGUCACGGCAGUCGUCACUGAUGGCGGGGCGAACAUGAAAAAGGCAGUGAAGGAGACUUUUGGAGCAGGUAAGCACAUGGAGUGCUUCCCUCACAAACUCAAUUUAUGCAUCAAUAAUGUGAUACACAAGAAAGAGAAAGACAGUAAUCUUGAGGGAGAAGAGGCGAUUGAGGGAGAAGACAAUUUUGCUGGAGACAUCAUUGAGGACCCCAACGUGACAGAAGUGAAGAAUAACAUAAAAAAAUUGAUUGACAAAGUCAAGACCAUUGUCACGUUUUUCAAACAAUCAACUUCUGCAAGCGAUGCCUUACAUGAAGCACAGUUUGACGAAAACUUCGAUUAUCGACUUAUCCAGGAAGUUUGUACACGUUGGAAUUCAACGUAUGCAAUGUUGAAUCGUUUCGUCAUGUUAGUCGAUAAGAUCAGUUCUGUGCUACUGAGGAUUCGUAAGGCACCAGAGAUGUUAACUCGCGGAGAACUUGCACAAGUACAAGAUUUGAUAGGAAUACUACGACCUGCUUCUGUUCUCACUACAGAUUUUAGUGCUGCAAAGUAUGUUACGAGCAGUAGGGUUAUACCAGCAAUCGUUGAUCUCCGCGAAGAUAUUGGGGGGUACGAAUGCCACACAGAGCUUGGCAAGAAGAUGAAACGAUUUUUGAUCCAAGAACUGGACAAACAAUUUGCUCAUUGUGACGAUAAACCAUUGUUAUCGAUUCCUACCCUACUUGAUCCACGGUUCAAACGUGUUUACUUUUCUCCACUCUCAUGCUCUCGCACCUUGCGAUUGAUAAACACACACAUGUUUGACCGCCAUGACGAGCAAAGGCUCCAGUAGCCUGACCCUGAAGUCAUAUGUCAAGCUGACACCAAUGAGUUCUGGAGACGUCAUCGUGAUCGAGUUGAAAGGCAUAUCCAGUUCUUACCUGAGGAACCGAGCCUGGGAAAACUGCAUGGUGACCUACAAUAGUACAUUCAUAAGAAACCUGAAGUAAAUUGUGACCCAAUGGCCUAUUGGGUUGGUCAGAAGGGAAAUGCUCCACGUCUGGCAGAAAUCGCAAUUAAAUAUCUCUCGACU